Penicillium brasilianum is the source of this 1971-nucleotide messenger RNA. NCBI's taxonomy places the organism in Eukaryota, Fungi, Ascomycota, Eurotiomycetes, Eurotiales, Aspergillaceae. The record is from the annotation of a GenBank genome assembly.
AUGGACGGCCAUGAACCCUUGGAUGACACGCUGGAACGUCCUACAAAGCGACUGCGCCUAUCUUUCACCCCCGAAUCGCCUGAAAAAGCCGAACAACCGUCGGGGGAGUGGGAUCUACAAGCCGCGCGCGCCCAGAACGACCUACGGCUUAAAUCGAUAUUCGAGGGGAUUUUCGCAAAAUACGGCAAUGAUUUUUCGGAAGUGGGCGAUGAGAUUGACUUGGAAACCGGAGAGAUUGUGGUCAAUAAUGGCCACUUGCAGGGUAUGCAUGAGGAAACCGAUAUUGGGAAUAAAGAGAAACCUUGGGAAACGGACCCCUUUGGCUCGGACGACGAGGCCUCCACUCCAGACGAGAAGGAGCUAGUCGAGUCCCACGAUCAUGCUUCAGCACGCAGUCCCCAAAACGAGUUAUUGGGCUCUGGCACGGACGGAGAUGCGAGUACCUCCCUCUGUGUCUCUGCGCGGGCGUUCUCAGGCCCCGGGCCUGGAAUUCCGGCAUCCAGUCCGUCGGUGUUGAAAGGAAAACCUUCAUCAGCACUGCACCAUAUCGAGAAGGACCCCGGCCCAAGAGACCCUCUCUGGCAAGCCCCUGAACUGCCACCACUCUUCACGACGCCCAAGGUCGAUAAGCGACGCGCCAACGUAACACCUCAACUCCCGAUCAUCCCCCGGCAACCCUCCCCACCCGGCUCCGGGUCUCUCUGGACAGUUCCGCGAAGACGUCCACCGCAAUCAAGUAAGCAUGGAAAAGCCACAGCUACCCCAACGCCGACAAAAAGCCGGUCUCGGGCGAAACGCAAGCACCAGUCAAGCCCCGUGGCGCGCGACUGGUCCUUUGCCAAAGUUGCCGACGACGACGAAUCGGACGACCCGCUGCAAGAGGAUUGGCCAUCGUCGCCUCUGCCAUUCCCACGCCAAAUCGAUAUCACGAGCAAAUGCGAAUUUGACAGUCGAAUUAAUUCACUCGAUAAAAAUCUCCUCGCAGAGUCGGUAAUAAUCACAAGUCGGCUUGAUGCCCGCCACCAAUCACCUACCCAAGCGGAUCCGUCUGUGCACGACCAAUCGGGUACAGAGCCUGAACGAGAUGAUCAAGGCGACCACUCGGAACGAAGCCCAACGACGACUGAUGUGCCAGUCGAAUAUCAUGAUUUACUGUGCGAUUUACCGUCACCUGUAUCGCUUCACUCCCAAACCGCCGCUCACUCGCCAUUAAAUUACUCGCCGACCAAGGCCAGUACCAAAUUCUCGCCCGACGACAUCAAGCUAAUAGUAUGCAUGCGAUAUGUACAAGAGAGAACAUGGAAAGAGAUUGUGGAUGCCCUACCGGGCCGCACCUUGACACAAAUCUAUCAGUGGAACCAGGUUCACUGGAGCGAUCGCCGUGCGUGUCCGCCCGAACUUUCAGCUCCCUGGUCGCAGGCCGAGCUGAAGAUCCUGGAAUCUCUGGCAGGUCGAUCAGGGCUCUCUUGGGGUGAUAUCAUGGACGAGCUUUCGGAACGCUCCCAGCCAGAAGUCGAAUUCGAACUGCUUCGUUGUUGGGCUGGGGAUGACGUUUGGGAGGGUGAGCAGCGUGACUCGCUAGCAACGGCCCCUCCUGGUCCAGAACUUUCUGCAUCUGUACAAUAUGAGACGGAGAAUACGGUAAUUAGGAUUGACACGAGUGACGCCGAGGAAACUGGGUCUGAAACAUCGGCCACGGCAGCUGAGAAGCACGAUGUUGAAGAACUCAUAACCGUGGAAGAGCAUGAUGUUGAACUGCCUCCCCAACGAGAGCACCGCCAGUUUGAAUUUGAGGAUCUAGUCGACAGCGAUGAUGCCAAUGGCGAGAAUGGGAAUGACGAGGUCAUGCUCAUCAGUGGAGCAUCUUCACCGUCCAAGCUGUCCGCAAUUCUCCUGGACAGUCCCGUAUCGAGUCGUUACGGCUCGGCGACUCCCAAGAAUUCGCCGUUCAAGCGCCAGAGUUUUAUCUGA